AAAUGUUUGACACGCCUUUAAUGACAAUGUCAAUUUAAAACGCCUUCAUAUUUAUUUACCACAAAAAUGACAAGUCGCUAUUUAUAAUUUAAUUAAAAAAAACCUAUUAUAAAAAAGUAAAAUGAGUUUGAAAAUUCACGAUAAAAAGAAUAGAUUGAUACCAUAUGCAAACAAUGAUUGGUGCAAUCCUCGUGACUGGAGCUUCGUUGACGGCCAGCCUGUUCGUGGUGCAGGUGGCUGUGAUCCCUCUCCUCUUCAAGUAUAGUAAGGCUGUGCAGAGGAAAAUGGUGUUUUCCAAUUGCAUAAAUUAUCCAAGGAACUUGGACUAUGAGAAUCCCUCUAGCUGUAAUGUCAUUGGUGGUAGAAAUUUCAAGAUUGAAUUUGUUUCUAAAGUUGACAAAUGCCCUAUUAAAAUAGGCGUAUGGCACAUUGUCCCUUGCUGUAUGUUUCGAGACGUGUUUGUGGUGCGGGACUACAGCAGGCUGGAUGAGCGACUCCACGAAGAACUGAGCAAGACGCAGAAUACAGUCGUGUUGUAUUGCCACGGUAAUUCAAACCACCGGGCGUCCCCGCACCGAUUGCAAAUGUACAAAGUGUUCCAAGAACUGAAUUUCCACGUGAUCACUUUCGAUUACAGGGGAUACGGAGACUCCACUCGGAUUCGUCCGACGGAGCGGGGCGUGGUGGAAGACGCCUUCCAGGUGUAUUCCUGGCUGCUGGAGUCACUCAACAAGGCGCGCAAACCCACUGUUCUGCUGUGGGGACACUCGCUUGGCACAGCGGUAGUGGCGAACCUGGCGGCACGGUUCCAGGAACUGUGUCAGGAUGCGGGGAAGAAGAUUCCACCACCAGACGCGUUGGUAUUGGAGGCACCUUUCAACAAUCUCGCCGAGGAGAUAGAGCGCCACCCUUUCUCCAAGCUAGUCUCCUGGCUUCCGUACUACAAGGAGACUUUUGUGAAACCUUUCGCCGCCUCUUCAGAGUACUCCUUCACCACAGACCAGUACUUGGUGGCAGUUCCACAAAUGCCGAUCCUUAUAAUGCAUUCUGAAGGCGACAAAAUCGUACCAUACGACUUGGCUGUUAAGCUCCAUGAGACGGUAUCGCUGUCUCGCUCGCGCAUGCCAGAUGCAGCCAUCCUGAAGUUCCACACCAUAGAGAAGAGCAUGGGCAUAGGACACAACAACUUAUGCGACUGUCCUCACGUGAGGACGGUUGUUAGCGAUUUUCUUCAGCAAAUCGAAAAGAAACAUUGAUACUUCAACGUCAUAUUUGAACCAUUUUUUAAUUUAUAAAAGAAUAAAGUGAUUGUGUGGUUUUGAUUG
This is a messenger RNA of Chilo suppressalis (striped riceborer), 1325 nucleotides long. NCBI's taxonomy places the organism in Eukaryota, Metazoa, Arthropoda, Insecta, Lepidoptera, Crambidae. The record is from the annotation of a GenBank genome assembly.